AUGAAGGGGAAAAAAGGAAGAGAUAUGGGAGGGAUAAAAACCUCGUCCAUAGCCACAUCUCCACGAGACUCCUCUGCCUCCUCCACUUCCUCCUCGCCCUCUCUCUAUCCCUCCUCUUACAGUUCCAUUCAUUCUCCACCACUCCUCAGCACCAACUUUCUCCCCUCAUCGUGGUCCCCAUCGUAUCGGUCAUCGGAUACCCACGCGAGGGACCAACUAGAGACGUUAAUCGCCAGACACGGUAGCCCCACCCGCGUUUCGCUGUCUUCCUUGGAAGACUUGACGGCAACCUCCUCCACAUUUAACCCCCCGUCACCGCACCGUUCGGAUUCCCCUCUGGCCGAAGCGAUUGACUCCUUGGACUCCCUCACCCUCGCCAGUCCUGUCUCCCGACCGAUUCCUAUUCCCAAACCAUCCCACCACACCCACCAAGACGAUCUCCCCGUCACUCCGCUGACCGGGCGUUUUGACAAAGGGUACUACUUUGCCCACCGUCGUCCGUCCUCCGACCGGAACGGCGACUCCCACCCUCGCCGACGCAGCGAUCAAUCCAGUCAUCGCGUCCGCCGUGGUCACACGUCCAGAAUGCGUGCCGACAACUCGUCCUUCUACUCCCCGGUUGUGUCACCCACCAUGACCCCCUCCGGGCGCUCCUCUUCUCCCCAGCCGACUCAUCCCCGAGGUUCAUCGACCUCCAAAUCCGUCCCCUCCUUUCCCCUGGACAGCCUCCCCGGUUCCACCCUACCGUCUACCCGCCCACGAGCGGCUCGCAGGUCUCGUCACUAUACCUACCGUACGCCCUCGGCGGGGUCUCGAGAUCCCGUGCGCCAGUACCGAGAGAUGAUGGAGGGCGUCUCGGCCUAUCGGCCGCCCUCCCGACCGCUCUCCCCCAGUCCGUCGGCUCCGCGCCUGGAUCCCCUUUGCAGCCCGGGGCCCGUGACCCCGCUGGUCCUGGAGGACGCUGGAGGCUACUUUCCCUCCGGUGUUGCCAGUGCUGAUCCAUGUUUGGGCAACCAGCCAGCCGGGUCGGAUGUUCUCGAGCGGCGUCGCGCCCAUGAGAACGAGCGGACUCGCCAGAAGGCGCGAAAGACUCCCAAGGGUCGGUGA
Messenger RNA from Aspergillus campestris IBT 28561, 1107 nucleotides. RefSeq lists its product as uncharacterized. Lineage: Eukaryota; Fungi; Ascomycota; Eurotiomycetes; Eurotiales; Aspergillaceae. The coding region runs from base 1 to 1107 and encodes 368 amino acids. The transcript has 3 exons. The record is from RefSeq and is a predicted model, not a curated record.